This is a messenger RNA of Ruditapes philippinarum (Manila clam), 1334 nucleotides long. RefSeq lists its product as uncharacterized. The record is from RefSeq and is a predicted model, not a curated record. Lineage: Eukaryota; Metazoa; Mollusca; Bivalvia; Venerida; Veneridae. Bases 288 to 986 code for a protein of 232 amino acids. The transcript is spliced from 2 exons.
UUGAAUAUCCUCUUUUAAUUGCGGUAAUAAAUUGUCGGCCCCGGGAGAGCCGUAUAUAGCUUCACCAUUCGUGUGAUAACCUUUUUCACAUCAAUUCAAAUACAUAUGAUAAAUUUCGAAAAGGAAUUAACAGUAACUGUGAAAAUAAAUAAAGAUAAAAGUUGUGUAAUGUAUACAACGUUCAUAUAUUAAAUAUUUGUUUUCUUCAAAUGAUAUUUUGAAUUUUAUUGGAGUUGUUAUUGCGUUGUGCGCGAGAUGAGUGGGUUAUAACUAAAUAGUGAAUCAAAAUGUCACGACCAACAGGAGGUAAGAACAAUAGUUUGAAGCAACCGAAAGAAGAAAUAAACAUUAAAUACAUGCACAGACCUCCUCUGAUAGCUCCGAAUUAUGGCAACCAGAAAAGAUCACUGCUUCCUAAAUCAAAAGUAUCAAGAGUUCUUCUCUACGACAAUGCAACACAAGAACAUAUGUUAGACAUAAAACUGGCGCAUAUUAAGAUCGAGAAGGAACGUAUUAGUAGAAUCAUCAACUUGCAUCAGCGUUCUUUUACAAUGCGUAUGAAUAAAAGACAGCAGCAGAUACUGGCACUAACCGCCGGAAGUAGGACUAAAACAAAAAGUAGUACUGCAAAUGGUUCCAAGGUGGAAAAUCCGCGUGAGCGCUCAAAUGUGAGACCAAAGUCACUUCCAGUUCACAUAACAAAGGAAGCAAGCAGUGAAGUUUUAACAAAUGAAGAUAAUGAAAGCGACAAUCUUGGUGGAAUUAAGCUGCCAGCCAUUGACAAUGAUAAACGUCACGUGAUUUUCAAAGUGAAAGCAAAGUCGGGUAAAACGGAAGUUUACCAUACAAUAGACGAUGACGGAUUUUUGUCGGACUUAUUACCGAUGCACUCUUUUUACCCGAAACUUACUGAUGACCCUAGAUUUAGAAGUUUGCAAAAUAUUUUGGUGCCAUCAGAGUUAGGAAAUUCAAAUGAAUAUUUCUGAAACUACUGUGUUUAUUUCAGUUUUAAGAAGUGUGUUUAGAUUCAUUUAGAACUGUUUUUUUAAAGCAGCUAUUGUAUUUGUGUUUUGUUUUUUAUAAAAGAAAUAUAUCUCAGUAAACGAGUCUUCAAUGAAUCCAUUAAAACUUUAAAGGUAAUAGUAACUGACCCUUGGGCUGACGAUGGUUUGGAUCAACAUUGAUUUUGAUAAAAGUAAAUCUAUCAGCAUAUCUAUCUGUUACUGGGAUUAUUAUCUAGUUCAUUUUAAAUCUACCAUAACAUUUAAAAAAGACAUCGCACUGUUCAAUCUGUACACUAAAUGCAAACACGAUUAAAAUUUUUAAUUUUAAUA